GAAAUUUGAGACUAUAUAAUCAGCAUUACAAGGUAUAGACACUUAAACAACCAGAGAGAAAUACAGAGAAACACAUAAUGGCUCCAAGAAACAAGACUUCUGUACCGGGAGGAAAAGAAACUCUCCGGCACUUUACCCAUCCUCAUGUCCUAAUUAAGCUUCCUUUAGAUCAAGCACUAGCUUCUGUGAAUAGCACGUUCACUUGUGAUGGCUGCAACUUGAAUAUUCCAGCUGGUAAUACCUACUACUGCAAGCAAUGCGAUUUCGGCCUCCACGAGGAUUGUGCUACCUGCCCUGAGCAUCUCACCUCUAAUUUUCACCCUAACCAUCAAUUGGAACGGGUUUGGGAGGGAGUCGAAGAAGAUUAUGGUUUGUUGCGUCCUUGUGAUCUGUGUGGUGAUCAAGUCAAAGGUCUCUUCUACAAAUGCUCUUCUGGUGCUGAUGAAAAGAGCUAUUAUGAUGAUGGGGAUCAUUACUUUUUUAUCCACCCUACAUGCUCCAAACUUCCAUCUCAAGUGAUUCUCAAGCUUCAGCCGGUUCCGGAUGCUCCUGAUGCACCAUGUGCAAUUUGUAGAAACCUGGUUUCUUCUUCUCCGUGGAGUUACAGAAGUGGUCUUCCGUAUGGUCUUAAUAUCCAUCCUCAGUGUGUUACUCUUCCAUCUGACGACAAUCAUCAGGUUGCAAGUACUGGAACUAGUCGUUCGGCUCAACAACAAGUAGCAGAUGCUGAGGCGGAUGAGGCAGAGUUGUUUGCCGCUAUGUAUGAUGCCAAAAUGUCUGCUAAAACAAAUCAAUUUUCUUUAGAUUUGUGGUCGUAGAGCAUGUUAAUGUAUUUCUUUAAAAUGAACUGAUCUCCUUUUGUAA
Messenger RNA from Papaver somniferum (opium poppy), 864 nucleotides. RefSeq lists its product as uncharacterized. The record is from RefSeq and is a predicted model, not a curated record. Lineage: Eukaryota; Viridiplantae; Streptophyta; Magnoliopsida; Ranunculales; Papaveraceae. The transcript has a single exon. The coding region runs from base 78 to 818 and encodes 246 amino acids.